Mercurialis annua (annual mercury) is the source of this 1637-nucleotide messenger RNA. RefSeq lists its product as uncharacterized. The transcript has 2 exons. Bases 23 to 1276 code for a protein of 417 amino acids. Lineage: Eukaryota; Viridiplantae; Streptophyta; Magnoliopsida; Malpighiales; Euphorbiaceae. Gene Ontology annotation, molecular function: zinc ion binding. The record is from RefSeq and is a predicted model, not a curated record.
GUCCAUAGUUGAUCAUUCUGUUAUGAUGGUUCACAUGCAGGGGUUGGUCAACGCCGUGAAGAAGCUGUUUCCCUAUUCUGAGCAUAGGUUCUGCUGGAGGCAUCUAUGGUCAAAUUAUAGGUCCACAUUUCACCAUCAACACUUGAAGCCUCUGAUAUGGAACAUUGGGAUAGCUUCUUACAAAUCCAAAUUUGUUGCGGCAAUGAAGGUUUUGGAAGACAGCCAUGCAGAGGCAUACGCGUGGAUUAGUGCUAGACCAAGAGAGCAUUGGUCUAGGUACUAUUUUGGUACAGAAGUGAAGUGUGACAUUCUCCUCAACAAUCUGGCCGAGGCGUUCAACAAGUACAUCCUGGCUGCCAGAGUGAAACCAAUUUUGACCAUGUUCGAAAUGAUCAGAACCCAGCUCAUGAAGCGGAUAUAUGACAAGCAACUUUUGGGGAGUAAAUUUCAGACUGAUGUGUGCCCUAAAAUUUUAAAGAAGCUUGACAAGAUCAUCGAUGAGGGAUGGAAGUACACCGCAACCCCUACCGGCGGCCCACAAGUUCAAGUUAGUGGUCCCGGGGGGCAGUUUGUGGUGAAUUUGCCUGAAAGAACUUGCACCUGUAGAAGAUGGGACCUGACUGGGAUUCCAUGCGUCCAUGCCUGUGCUGCUAUUCAUGAGAACAAUGAACACCCACGGCGGUACAUUGAUGACUGUUAUAGCAAAGCGGUGUACGAGCGAGUUUAUAGCUUUGUUAUCAAUCCCAUGAAUGGGGCUGAUAUGUGGGAAACAGACCCAAACCCCUUCAAUAUCAUACUCCCACCCUCACCAGUGCAACAAAAGAAGAGAGGGAGAAAGGCAACGGUAAGGCGACUGGAGGCUGAGGAGCUUGAAAAGCAGGCUGCCGAGAAAGCAAGCGACGCACAAGCGACGAGGGCCAAGUUAUCACGAAAGGGGCGUCUGCGAAUUAAGUGUAGCGAAUGUGGACAGUUUGGGCACAAUAUCAGGAAACAUUUAAAGGAAAGAGGUCAAGCUUCGGGUGGAGGUGAACAGCAGCCAUCUGUAAAUGAAGGUGAAGGACCAAUGGCAGAGAGUGAAGCUACUACUGAAGUGCCGCAUGCGUCCCCAGCACACCAGACAUUGCCAUCUGAAACAGAAGCUGCUUGUAAUCUUGACAGCCAAACGAGUGCAGUUGAUGAUGGUGCUCCACCCAAAAGACAGCGCAAGAAGAAGAGUAGUACAGAAGCGUCUGAAAGAUACAAGGAACAUCUGAGGAAAAGACCUAGGCAGGGCUAGAUUUAUUUUGUGCCUAGAUAAUGUUUAUUUUGGACCUUAUAUUUUGUGCCCAGAUACUGUAACUGAAUCUGUCCUCAACAUGUGGGUUAUAUUUAUGUAGAUUAUAUUUCUUGUCUAUUUAUGUAAAGAUACAAGGAACAUCUGUGAAUUUCUUGUCUAUUUAUGUAAAUUAUAUUUCUGUCUAUUAAUUUGCCGUUUUGUGAUAUAUGAUGAUGUCAGUGAGUAGAUAGGAAUACUGCCAUUCAAGUGCAGAUUCUAAACAAAUAUUACUAAUCAAUCAUGGACCCUGAGAUUUGAUAAAUUGUUAUCCAUGGCCCUCAUAGUAUAUAACUUAUCCACCGUGGACCUGUAUAUUAUACGU